Molecule: messenger RNA, 582 nt
Organism: Racocetra persica
Lineage: Eukaryota; Fungi; Glomeromycota; Glomeromycetes; Diversisporales; Gigasporaceae
Source: the annotation of a GenBank genome assembly
AAACAAUUAAAUAAAGAGUUGGUUCAAAAAUUAAUUACGAACCAGUUACCCGAGUAUUCCCAAUUAUCAAUUUAUCAAGUAGAAAAAAGCGGGCAUGACAACAGAACAUUCUGUUUAGGCGAUAAAAUGACUGUCCGAUUGCCGAGUGGAAAAGACGAAAGGGCAACCAACGACAGACUAUCCUUUUCCAUGCAAUUUGCUGCUAAUUUGGCAGGAUUUUUGAAAGAAUUUCAAGCAAUUGACGCUUCCAAUGGACCCGUUGCUGGCAAACAUAAUUUUUAUCGAGGCGGAGAUUUGUCUGUUUACCAUGAGGAAACACAAAUAGCCCUCAAAAAACUUAAAUCAGUGCUACCAACCGACAAGUUAAAUAAAAAUGUUUGGGUUCACGGCGAUAUUGCCGUUGGAAAUCUUCUCGUGAAAAACGGAAAACUUUGCGGAGUUAUUGAUUUUGGAAUGCUGGGAGUCGGAGACCCAUCUUGCGAUUAUGCUAUAGCAUGGACUUUUUUUGAUAAAGAGAGCAGAAAAACGUUUUUUGAAGAAAUGGGGUGUGAUAAAAAUACUUGGAACAGAGCAAGAGGAUGA